Pieris brassicae (large cabbage white) is the source of this 1233-nucleotide messenger RNA. RefSeq names its product lipase 3-like. Bases 1 to 1233 code for a protein of 410 amino acids. The record is from RefSeq and is a predicted model, not a curated record. Gene Ontology annotation, molecular function: hydrolase activity, acting on ester bonds. The transcript has 5 exons. Gene Ontology annotation, biological process: lipid metabolic process. NCBI's taxonomy places the organism in Eukaryota, Metazoa, Arthropoda, Insecta, Lepidoptera, Pieridae.
AUGAAUCCAAUGUUAUUUACGAAAAUAAUAUUUGUAUUAUCGGUAGUUUUUUCUUAUACAAAAUCAAAUAGUCUUGAGUUUCUUGAAUUAAGAAAUACUGAUCCAAGUAUUAUCGAAGAUGCAACUUUGGAUACGUUUACCCUCAUAAAGAAAUAUGGCUACCCCUGCGAAAUACACAGAGUAUACACCGAAGACAAAUAUGUAUUGGAAAUGCAUAGAAUUCCAUAUGGCAAAGAAAACUCCAUAAAGGGAACUCGCCCCGUGGUUUUCCUCCAACAUGGCUUGCUCUCAUCUUCAGCCGAAUUCGUUCUUAUGAGGCCAGAUAAAGGGCUAGCCUACCUCUUAGCUGAAGCAGGCUAUGAUGUGUGGAUGGGCAAUGCCCGAGGGAAUACAUACUCAAGAAAACAUGUCUCACUUAAAACUACAUCGUCAUCAUUCUGGAAGUUCAGUUGGCAUGAGAUCGGUUAUUAUGACCUCCCAGCGAUGAUUGACUAUGUUAUAAAGGAAACUGGGGUAAAAAAAAUGCAAUAUAUUGCAUUUUCGCAAGGCACAACAGCGUUUUGGGUAAUGACGUCAAUGAGACCCGAAUAUAACGAAAAGUUUACCGCAAUGCAUGCAAUGGCACCUAUAGCAUACGUUGGUAAUAUUCGUAGUCCGGUUAUUCGAGCUGUGGCACCCUUCACAAAUUCGUUAGAGAAAAUAUUGAAGCUAAUUGGGGCAAAUGAAAUUCUACCAAAUGGAAAUUUGAAUAAAUUAGCCGGUGAAAAGUUGUGUAUUGAAGAAGCCAUCACACAGUCUCUGUGUACGAAUCUACUAUUUCUUUUCUGCGGUUUUGAUGUUGAACAAUUGAACAAGACUAUGCUACCCGUAGUUAUGGGCCAUACACCAGCCGGAGCGUCCACAAGACAAUUCAUACAUUUCGGACAAUUAUAUAAGUCCGGAAAAUUUGCCUAUUUCGACCACGGUUGGUGGACAAACAGACGAACUUACGGGUCUUUUAGGCCCCCCGCAUACAAUAUUAGUACAAUCAAAGUACCAAUUUUCCUUCACUAUGCUGAUAAUGAUUGGCUAUCGACACCAAAAGACGUUGACAAAUUAUUCAAGGAACUCAAAUCUGUGGUGGGAAAAUACAGAGUCCCAUUAGAUAAUUUCAACCAUUUGGAUUUUGUGUUCGCAAACGAUGCUAAGAAACUUAUAUACGAUAGAAUAAUACGAAUAAUGGCACAAUUUUAA